Molecule: messenger RNA, 558 nt
Organism: Diversispora eburnea
Lineage: Eukaryota; Fungi; Glomeromycota; Glomeromycetes; Diversisporales; Diversisporaceae
Source: the annotation of a GenBank genome assembly
AUGGGUGCGUACAAGUAUCUCGAGGAACUUUACAAGAAGAAGCAGUCUGAUGUCCUUCGUUUCUUACUUCGCGUAAGAUGUUGGGAACAAUUGAAUGUUAUCCAUCGAGCUUCUCGUCCUUCUCGUCCUGAUAAAGCUCGAAGAUUGGGAUACAAGGCCAAACAAGGAUAUGUUAUUUAUCGUAUCCGUGUACGUCGUGGUGGUCGUAAGAGACCAGUACCUAAAGGUGCUACAUAUGGUAAACCAACUAAUCAAGGUGUUAAUCAACUCAAAUAUCAACGUUCUCUCAAAGCAACUGCUGAAGAACGUGUUGGUCGUAGAUGUAGUAAUUUACGAGUUUUAAAUUCAUAUUGGAUUAAUCAAGUUAUUCGUCGUGAUCCAAAAAUUAAUUGGAUUGUUUCAACUAAACAUAAACAUCGUGAAUGUCGUGGUUUAACUAGUAUUGGAAAGAAAAAUCGUGGUUUAGGUAAAGGUCAUCGUUUCAAUAAGACUAAAGGUGCUGGUCGUCGUUCUAAUUGGCGUCGCCGCAAUACACUUUCUUUACGUCGUUAUCGUUAA